Messenger RNA from Salvelinus sp. IW2-2015, 1929 nucleotides. RefSeq names its product ly6/PLAUR domain-containing protein 1-like. Lineage: Eukaryota; Metazoa; Chordata; Actinopteri; Salmoniformes; Salmonidae. The record is from RefSeq and is a predicted model, not a curated record. Gene Ontology annotation, biological process: acetylcholine receptor signaling pathway. Gene Ontology annotation, molecular function: acetylcholine receptor inhibitor activity.
AUAUGAGUGAUUGAAGAAUUGCUUCCAUACCACGAUCUUUCGUCACGUGGUACGUUUUACGAUUUAUCCUCAUCCAAUUUCACUGGAAUCCCGCAACGUAGUCUCUCGAACCGCAGAGCUCGCCCUCGUUCAGCGCUGCGCUUCACAUUCCUCGCAGCAGAAUGUGCUCUCACACAUUGAUGCCACGGAUCCAUCUAAGGGUUUUGCUUUCGUUUUAAGUUCACCUGGUCUGAUGUGUUCCUCCAUAGUGUCAUUUGGGAGAGGAUGUUGCUUCUCAUUUAUGCAACUUUGCUUGGAAUUUUCCUCAAAACAGGUUAUGCUCUCCAGAUCCAGUGUUACCAGUGUGAGGAGGUGAAAAACAAUGAAUGCUCCACGCCGGAGUUCAUUGUCAACUGCACGGUCAACGUGCAGGACAUGUGUCAGAAAGAGGUACUGGUGAAGAAGGAUGGCAUAUUUUACCGCAAGUCCUGCGCCUCGUCUGGGGCAUGCCUCAUAUCCUCAUCAGGCUACCAGCAGUUCUGCACUGGAAGGAUCAACUCUGUGUGCAUCUCCUGCUGUAACACACCGCUCUGCAAUGGGCCCCGGAAGAAGAACCGCCCGGUCCCGUCGGCCGCGACCUCUUCAUUUUCCUCCCUUCUUUUUCUUCUGGUCUCCCUCACGCUGGUCUCUCUUUCUCUGACAUAGACCUAGAGGCGUCCAUUUGUCCCCUCCUCUACUCGAAGAUAACACUAGAGUAUUAUGAGAGUACAUAUAGGCUACAGUACAUAACCGUACGUAGUGUAUUGGCUACAUCAAGACUCUAGUGUCGUCUUUGGAGAGGAAUCCUAUACAAGAGACUAUCACAGGAGGUGGGUGGCAACUUAAUUGGGGAGAACGGGCUCGUGGUAAUGACUGGAUCAGAAUGAGUAUCAAAGAAAUCAAGCACAUGGUUUCCAGGUGUUUGAUGGUAUUCCAUUUGCUCAAUUCCAGCCAUUAUUAUGAGCCGUUCUCCCCUCAGCAGCCUCCUGUGGACUCUACAGCGUCGUCUUUGGAUCAGAUACUCAAGAGCUUAAGACUCUUCGGGAAGGAUCCCCUUUUAUAAUCCUGGUGUUUUGAGUUUUUGAGAACUGAAUGCUUGCCAUUGCCUCCUUCUUCUUCGUCCCUCCCUUGCCCUCCAAUCACCCUUUGCUUACUCCGUAGGGUCCCUAUUGGGGGCAAUGGGCACUGACCUCAUCAACGUCGGUGUUCUCCUGUUUAUAGGAAGAUCGAACGCUUCAGAUCAAUACUCCUGAUGAUUAGGAGUCAGACGUGAUCAUAGUCAGUGAGUACUCAGCAGCCGUUUAGCUGUGAGAAUUGUGUUAACUCAUUAUGGAUCUGAGUGUAGAGAUGGCACUGACAGUUGAGGACAUUGAGCAGUGAGUUGUAGGGAUUUUGGAGAUAUACUUAGAUGUCUGCAUCAUUUACUACUUGUACAAGUUCUUGUUACAGUAAGUACUAACUGCAGGAUCUCAUGUCUUAUAUCAUUUGUAAGUACAGAUGUGUGAUCUUAAUUUGACCAGUUUCUCACAGCAGCAACAUAUUCCUACAGCAACAAAUCCUACAGAAAUGUGAAUUAUUGUGGGUUAUAAUUAAUGGACAUUUUCAUAGGGGUUGAUACAUUUUUUGUUUGGGCAAACCAACAUUUUAAAGUGGAAAAUACAACUUUAGAAGCCUUUAAAAACCUUGAAUACACUACAAGUUUGCUUUUCCUGCUGUGCAGAAAAUUCCCUGCCAAAACAGGGUGAUCAAAUUAAGAUCCUACAUCUGUAUAUACACAAUUAAUUUCUUGGACUUCAAAUAUUGCUGAAAGACACAAGGGAUUUGUUUAUAAACGUUAUAUAAAUUGACAUACACUACCGUUCAAAAGUUUGGGGUCACUUAGACACUUAGAAAUGCCCUUGUUUUUUAAAG